Molecule: messenger RNA, 3186 nt
Organism: Laccaria bicolor S238N-H82
Lineage: Eukaryota; Fungi; Basidiomycota; Agaricomycetes; Agaricales; Hydnangiaceae
Exons: 12
Coding region: 1-3186 (1061 amino acids)
Biological process (GO): cytosolic ribosome assembly
Cellular component (GO): cytosol; ribonucleoprotein complex
Molecular function (GO): ribosome binding; GTP binding; GTPase activity
Source: RefSeq, a predicted model, not a curated record
AUGAACAAUCUAGAUCCUGCUAACGUUCGUAUUAUAACGACACUCGGACACGUUGAUCAUGGAAAAACCACGCUUAUGGAUGCGCUGUUGGCCGCAAACAAUAUCAUUUCCUCGAGAAUGGUUGGGAAAAUGAGAUACCUUGACAGCCGAGAGGACGAGCAGGAGCGAGGGAUCACAAUGGAAAGUAGUGCGGUGUCGCUCAAGUUUCAGGUGAUGGAGCGCGAUGCUAAUGGAGGAAGGUUGCCAAAAACUUACAUCGUCAACAUGAUUGAUACACCUGGACACGUUGAUUUCUCAACCGAAGUAUCAACUGCUUCCAGGCUGUGCGAUGGGGCGUUAGUAUUGGUCGACGUGGUGGAAGGCGUCUGCACACAGACAAUCGCUGUUCUUCGGCAAGCAUGGCAAGAUCGAUUGCGCCCCAUCCUAGUCAUUAACAAGGUUGACCGACUAAUCACAGAGUUAAAGUUGGCACCCACAGAAGGAUAUCAUCACCUCAGUCGGCUCAUUGAGCAAGUCAAUGCCAUUAUGGGGAGCUUCUUUGCUGGCGAGAGGAUGCAAGAUGACUUACGGUGGAGAGAAGAGCGUGAGAGGCGUCUUGAAGAAAAGAAGGAGGCACAGGCCAACGAGACCGACGCAAGUAUAAAUGAAGCCCACGAGUUCCAGGAGAAGGACGAUGAAGACUUAUAUUUUGCUCCAGAAAAAGGAAACGUGAUAUUUGCGUCAGCCAUUGAUGGUUGGGGCUUCCGGAUCGGAAAGUUUGCACAGAUUUAUGCGCAGAAGCUGGGUAUAAAGGAAGCCAAUCUUCGUCGGGUACUCUGGGGCGAUUUUUUUCUCGAUCCCAAAACGAAGAAAGUCAUCAGUUAUAAGCACCUUCGAGGACGCGCACUCAAACCGCUCUUUGUGCAAUUUGUGUUGGAAAAUCUUUGGGCUGUUUAUGAUGCUACCGUAUUAAACCCAAAUUCAGAGAAGGUAGGGAAGAUUGUAGCGGCUCUUAAUCUGAAGAUACCUCCCAGAGAUCUCAAAUCGAAAGAUUCUCGUCAUCUCCUCUCCCUCAUCUGUACCCAAUGGCUCUCUCUUUCGACAUGCAUUAUUCAAGCGGUCAUCGACAUCGUCCCUGCGCCACACGUAGCUCAGGCGAUCAGAGUUCCGAAAAUGCUUUACCCUGACCUGUAUGAAACGACGCUUCAACCAAAAAACAAACUUGAAGAAGACUUGUUUUCUUCAAACUCAAGCGCCACCGCAUGUGUAACGGCGUAUGUCAGCAAGAUGUUUGCGGUUCCCGCGAAGGAUCUUCCGGAGAAUAAGAAAACAAUGACAACUGGUUCUGUCAGGACGAAUGCCCGCGAGGCACGCGCCGCAAAUGGGUCUGCUGGAACUGAAGCGGCUACAUCUUCCGUUCUUCAAUUAAACUCUCAGGAAAACCCACCGGAAGAAAAAGAAAUCCCUCUGGGAGAUGCGGAAGUAAUCCUAGGUUUUGCUCGCUUGUACUCUGGCACCCUCCGAAUAGGCGCGUGUGUCUUCGCCGUUUUGCCCAAAUACAACAAUACUUUGGAACCUACGCACCCACAUAACGCCAAAUUUCUCUUGAAGGUGCAUGUCGAGGGUCUAUAUAUUAUGAUGGGAAGAGAAUUAGUUCUUGUGGACCACGUCCGUGCUGGGAAUAUCUUUGCCAUCAGAGGCUUAGAGGGUAAGGUGUGGAGAAAUGCCACUCUUUGCGCACCUGGCGAAAGUGGCAUUGACAAUACUUCAAAUCUGUCGGAACUUGGGCCAUGCAUCAUUAACCUGGGCGCUGUACGACGAUCAGCAGCCCCGAUUGUCAGAGUGGCGCUUGAGCCAGCGAUGCCGGCGGAUUUAUCCAAAUUGGUGCAUGGCCUCAAAUUAUUGAGUCAGUCGGAUCCCUGCGUAGAAACCUUCCAGCAACAAACAGGGGAACAUGUUAUCGUCACUGCUGGUGAGCUUCACCUAGAGCGUUGUUUAAAGGAUCUCAGAGAACGGUUUGCACGCGUCGAGAUUCAAGCUUCAAAACCUAUAGUUCCUUUUCGAGAAACGGCCGUUAAAGCCCCUGAUAUGGCUCCGCCCAAGACACCUGGUGCGCCUCGCGGCACAGUCCACGGCGCUAGUUCACACAACAUACUGGUAUUCACUCUCCGAGCCACCCCUCUGCCAACUCCGAUACUUGAAUUCAUCCUCGAAAACUUGGCGACUUUGAGGCAACUUCACCUAAAUCAAACAAGCGAACGAGACAACGAGCAGUUUACGGGCGAUAAUAACGAGCUAGAUGGCAUUGAUUUGAAUGGCGAUAUCGUUCGAAAACCCAAUAUAAAUCGCGAUCAGUUUUGGGAUGCCCUCCACAAUAAAUGUAAAGAGGUGGGUGGCGAAUGGGAGGGUGUCGUGGAUAAGAUUUGGGCUUUCGGCCCUCAGAAGGCUGGCGGUUGCUUGCUCAUAGAUGACAGGUCAUCAAAUCACAUUGCAUCGUUGAAGCACCGGUUAGGCAACGUGAAAUCCGAUGAAGUUCAGCUAGAAUCCGAAAAAGUCAUACGAGACUUUGAUAAUCACAUAGAGACAGGUUUCCAGCUUGCCACUUUCCAAGGCCCCCUUUGUGCGGAGCCUGUGCAGGGCAUAGCAUACUUCGUACAAAAGGUUGAGGUAGACAAGGAAGCACUGGAGAAGGAGAUGAAGCAAAAUAAGAUGGCGCAGGUUACAGGAUCCGUGAUAUCAGCUGUCAGGGAUGCAUGUCGAAAUGGCCUGCUUGACUGGUCUCCACGGCUCAUGUUGGCCAUGUACACUUGUGACAUUCAAGCUACAACCGAUGUCCUGGGUAAAGUGUAUGGUGUUGUAGCCAAGCGACGUGGGCGUAUUGUAGCUGAGGAAGUGAAGGAGGGGACAUCCUUUUUCAACGUUACUGCCCUAUUACCUGUGGUAGAAAGUUUCGGCUUUUCCGACGAUAUCCGGACACGUACUUCUGGUGCAGCGAGUCCGCAGCUCAUUUUUAGCGGUUACGAGCUUUUGGAUCAGGAUCCUUUUUGGGCGCCGACAACGGAAGAAGAGUUGGAGGACUUGGGAGAGAAAGCCGAUCGUUCCAAUGUUGCGAAAGGUUACAUGGAUGGAGUGCGAGAUCGUAAAGGACUUUUUGUCGAUCGCAAAAUUGUCGAGUUUGCAGAAAAACAGAGGACGCUCAAACGGUAG